ACAGUUCAAGCUCACACAAAAGAAGCUAAAGGGUUGAAACGAUUUAAUGAUUUUAGCACACACUUGUACAUGAAAGCCUGGUUUCGCUGCUCUAACGCAGCUGAUGCACAUUUCAUAGACUUAGAAUUUUUGAAACAUUUAAAUUUGGUGAAAAAUGAAUGCAAAGAAAUCUCAAAAGCUGCAAGCAAUGGGUUGAAGAGGCAUCUGUGGUACUUAAACGGUAACAUAGUCAUGCUCACCCUAUUCAGCUGUCAUGUAAGCACAGAAGAUAAGGUUUUAAUGGUUGAUAAGUUGUUUAAAAUAGAUAAGCAUAUAGAAGAUGUAACCAAUGCUUCUAAACGAUUAAAGGAAGAAGAAAUUGGAAAUGUUAAUGAAAAAUCAUUGUAUGAUUUUGUUAAUGAAAAAUCUUGGAUGAUAUUUAAGUCAUUGAAUAUACAAGGCCAUUUCUUACAUUCGUCCCCAUCGGAAUGGAAGAAAUUUGAUUCUUACCAUGAUGGUGAAAAGAAAGUGAAAUGUUUAAAGACAGUAAAUGAUUGCGCAGAAAGGGGUGCAGCGCUCAUUACAGAUUACAAUAAACUGAUAACUAAAGAUGAAGAACAGAAACAAUUCUUACUUCAAGUUGUGGAAUCCUACAGGAAGAAAUUUAAGGACACUAAAAAAACCACACUUGUUCAAAAUGUAUGA
Molecule: messenger RNA, 684 nt
Organism: Parasteatoda tepidariorum (common house spider)
Lineage: Eukaryota; Metazoa; Arthropoda; Arachnida; Araneae; Theridiidae
Source: RefSeq, a predicted model, not a curated record